Molecule: messenger RNA, 1419 nt
Organism: Microdochium trichocladiopsis
Lineage: Eukaryota; Fungi; Ascomycota; Sordariomycetes; Xylariales; Microdochiaceae
Exons: 5
Coding region: 134-1285 (383 amino acids)
Biological process (GO): regulation of transcription by RNA polymerase II
Molecular function (GO): zinc ion binding; DNA-binding transcription factor activity, RNA polymerase II-specific
Source: RefSeq, a predicted model, not a curated record
CAGCCAUCAAAGCCGCCGUACGUCGCUCCUGGCCCCCAGUGGCCGCAGCCCCUUACCUGCACCUCUGAACCUGCACGUGCGCCCCCUUGAGGUCGCCACAGCACACGUGUUCCCUGUGGAGCCGACCGUCUACAUGGCAGGAUUGAAGCGUAAAGCGCAUCAUAAGAGCCGCCUUGGCUGUAAGAAUUGCAAAUUGCGGAAGAUCAAGUGCGAUGAGGCGAAGCCAUCAUGCUCCAACUGCAGGCGACGCCAGGUCGCCUGCGACUUCACGGCAGGAGGCACGCCGCAGCCGAGCCUCUCGCCCUCGGGGCUCAACAUGGCUGAUCUCGAGCUGCUGCACAACUACACAACGACCACCUAUCUCACCCUGGCGGACAACCUGAUCCUGCGCGAAUUCUACAGGACGACGAUUGUGCAGGUCGGAUUCGACUGCGACUACGUGAUGCGGGCGAUCCUCGCCGUGUCUAGCCUGCACCUGGCGCACAAUCGCCGUGACAGGCAGGAUCACUACCACACCCUCGCUAUCAUGCACCAGCAGGCGGCAUCGCAGACCGCGAUGCCGCUGUUGUUGAAUGCCGACCCAGACUCUGCUCGGAAGCUCUUCCUGUUUACCAUCAUGACCAACUACUACGCACUCGGCUGGCGCCAUGCCCCGGGCGACACCCUGUUCCUCGGCAGCGGCACCAGCGGCGGCAGCGGCGCGCCAUCCGAAUUCCCAGAUUGGAUCUACUUCCAGCGCGGGACCAAAGGGCUCAUCGAACUCGCGGGAGUGCCCGAGCAAGGGCCGCUACGGCCGCUCUUCACCUUCGCGGGCGAGCGGUACAUGCUCCGCGAGGUGCCCGAGACGGCGGUGCCGUCGGCCGCGCGGGCACGGCUCGAGGAGCUCGGCAGCGUCAUCGCCUCGCGAUCGCAUGUAGCCGCUGACGCCCGCCUGCGGCACGCGUACGCGCUCGCCAUCGAGGAGCUCAAGAAGUCGUUUCUGCAGGCCGAGCUGCUCCAGCGGGACGGCAGCGGCUACGAAAUGAUGGACGCCUUCAUCUGGGUCUACCUUGUGGCAGACGACCUGCUGCCACUGCUGCGGGUGCCGACAUACGAGGCCGUCGCCGUGUUUGCCUACUUUUGCGUGCUGCUCCACACGCUCGAGGGCCACUGGUGGAUGCAGGGCUGGGCACUGCGCCUCGUCAGCCAGGCCUACGAAAUCCUCGACGAGGAGGGCCGGUUGUGGACCCGCUGGGCCAUGGACGAGGUCGGCUUCAUCCCGCCAACGGCACUUGGGCGCAUGUGAAAUGAUGAAGUGUUUGCAGCAGUUUCUUCUCUCAUUCAAGUUUGGCAUUCCUGCUGCCAUGGGCAUUCAGACAGGCAGACAGGCAGACAGGCAGACAGGCAGACAGGCAGACAGGCAGACAGGCAGACAGGCAG